Nothoprocta perdicaria is the source of this 2256-nucleotide messenger RNA. RefSeq names its product cysteine rich with EGF like domains 1 (gene CRELD1). The transcript has 20 exons. NCBI's taxonomy places the organism in Eukaryota, Metazoa, Chordata, Aves, Tinamiformes, Tinamidae. Bases 1 to 2217 code for a protein of 738 amino acids. Gene Ontology annotation, molecular function: calcium ion binding. The record is from RefSeq and is a predicted model, not a curated record.
AUGGGGCCGCCGGGCCUGGCGCUGCUGGCGCUGCUGGCGCUGGUGCCCGGCGGGCGCUGCGCCCCCCGCGACGCCCUCGCCUGCCCCCAGGGCCUCGCCUGCCGCCUGCUCGGGCCAGCCGACGCGCGAGUGCUUGGAGGCGCCGCGCUCGGAGCCGCGCGGCACGGCGCCGGGCACCGCGCGCCACCCGCAACGCCACCGGCACUGCCCGCUCACCGCGCUGUCCCCACAGACUGCUCCCGGCCCGCGGCCCGCGCCCUGCCGCACUGCCAAGCGCCGCGGCUGCAGGUGCUGCGCGGGCCGCAGGCGGCCGUGGUGCAGGUGCAGGAGGCGGCGGCCGGGCACAACUACACGCUGCGGCUCUACCACAACCGCAGCCGCGGCGCCGGCAGCUCCGGGCGCACGGUCACGGCGAGCGGCACCCUGAACUACAGCCUGCCUGCGGACGAGGUGCUGCCCUGCCUGUGCCUGCAGGUGUGGCUGGAUGCGCCGGACCCGCCGCGCGCCACCUCCUGCCCCUUCUCCCGCGACGCCGCGGCCUGGCAGCGCCUGUGGGCGCAGAGCCGGCUGCUGCUGCACGCGGCCGGCGGCGCGCUCUCCUGCUCCGUGGCGUCGCCCUGCGACCUGCCGGCGCGGCUGGUGCCCUGCUGGCGCGCGGCGCCCCCGGGGCUGCUGGCGCCGCGGCUGCGGCAGGACGUGGCGGCGGGGCGCUGCAUGCAGCUCUGGCAGCAGAACGGCACCGGCGCGGCGCUCUGGGCCUGCCCCCUGCACCGCUACCGGCGCGCGCGCUGGGCGCUGGGCUGGCUCGCGGCGCUGCUGGGCGCAGCCUGCGUCCUGCUGCUGUGGCUGCUGCUGCCGGCCAGGGAGGAGCCCGAAGCAAGUGCAGUGGAUGCAGUGGUGCAGCGGGCGCAGCAGGUGCAGGUGAUGCAGUGGGUGCAGUGGGUGCAGCGGAUGCAGAGGAUGCAGUGGGUGCAGUGUGUGCAGGUGAUGCAGAGGGUGCAGAGGGUGCAGAGGGUACAGCGGGUGCAGUGUGUGCAGCGGGUACAGUGGGUGCAGGGGCUGCAGCAGCUGCAGCAGCUGCAGAGGGUGCAGCGGGUACAAUGGGUGCAGCGGGGCCUGGAGCGCACGGAGCGCGAGGGCUUCGGCGGCGGCAACACGGCCUGGGAGGAGGAGAAGCUGGCCAAGUACAAGCACAGCGAGACCCGGCUGCUGGAGGUGCUGGAGAGCGUCUGCGCGCCCGCCGACUUCGCCUGCCACCAGCUGCUGGAGCGCAGCGAGGAGCACGUGGAGCGCUGGUGGUUCCACGAGCGGCAGCAGCACCCCGACUUCUUCCAGUGGCUCUGCAUGGACAGGCUGGCCGUGUGCUGCCCCGCCGGCACCUACGGCCCCGAGUGCCUGCCCUGUGCCGGCGGCCCCCGGCAGCCCUGCAGCGGCAACGGCAAGUGCGACGGGGACGGGACGCGCGGCGGCACCGGGCUGUGCGUGUGCAGCCCGGGCUACGGCGGGCCCUUCUGCGCCGAGUGCGGCGACGGUUACUACGAGGCGUCGCGCAACAAGAGCCACCUGGUGUGUGCCGAGUGCUACUGGGCCUGCGGGCGCUGCACGGGGCCGGAGGACUCGAGCUGCCUGCGCUGCAAGCGGGGCUGGGUGCUGCACGAGCGCCGCUGCGUCGAUGUAGAUGAGUGCGGCACGGAGAUGGCGCACUGCCGAGCCAACCAGUUCUGCGUCAACACCGAGGGCUCCUACGAGUGCCGAGACUGCUCCACGGCCUGCAUCGGCUGCAUGGGCGCGGGGCCGGCCCGCUGCAAGAAAUGCAACAAGGGCUACUGGCGGGAUGGAGCCAAGUGCCUCGACGUGGACGAGUGCGCGAGCGCCGAGGAGCCCGUGUGCAGCGGCGCGCAGGAGGUCUGCGAGAACACGGAGGGCGGCUACCGCUGCGUGUGCGCCGCGGGCCACGUCCGCAGGGACGGGCAGUGCGUGGAGGACAAGCCGCCCGACGCCCCCGAGAAGGGCUUCUUCGACGACGUGACGGAGGACGAGGUGGUGGUGCUGCAGCAGAUGUUCUUCGGCGUGGUGAUCUGCGCCCUCGCCACGCUCGCCGCCAAGGGCGACAUGGUCUUCACCGCCAUCUUCAUCGGGGCCGUGGCUGCCAUGGCCGGCUACUGGCUCUCCGACCGCGGCGACCGCGUCCUCGACGGCUUCAUGAAGGGUAGAUAGCCCUGGGCACGGCCACGGCGUGGGCACGGCCCCCGCGCG